Molecule: messenger RNA, 2158 nt
Organism: Panthera uncia (snow leopard)
Lineage: Eukaryota; Metazoa; Chordata; Mammalia; Carnivora; Felidae
Product: putative methyltransferase C9orf114
Exons: 12
Coding region: 508-1704 (398 amino acids)
Biological process (GO): maintenance of centrosome location; miRNA processing
Cellular component (GO): mitotic spindle; spindle pole centrosome; kinetochore
Molecular function (GO): miRNA binding
Source: RefSeq, a predicted model, not a curated record
CCUCAGGUGGGGAGUACAAGCCCCACAUUGGGCAUAGGGCUUACUUAAAGAAAUUAAUAAACUAAAAAAAAUUUUAACAAGUCUGUUAAUUAAAAGAGAGUAAACGAACGAAUCUAUAAAAGAGUUGGAUUAAAUGAUCUCCAAGGUCAUUUCCAGCUCUGACUCACACUCCAGCUCUGGGCCUCAGGGUCCCCAGGUAGAAUAAAAUCAAGAUGAGUUUUGAGUGCCACUCGUGCAGAAACGGCGGGCGACUCUCGAGCCGUCCACGGGUCCAGGACAACACUACACAACCUGCCCUUUGGACCCCGAGCCCUCCGCAACUGGCCCCCAGACCUCGGCCCCCAACUCACCGCGGGAGCUCAUCCCAGCCCAAGCGCUCGCGGAGCAGGCAGACGCCCGGGCCACGCCCCCGCGCGCCAUUGGCUCUCCGAUUGGACGGCUGGGAGGAGGUGUGGCCGGAAGGGGUGAGUCUGAUUGGCGGGGCGGGGCCGACGGUGAGCGGCGAACAUGGCGGAGCGUGUCAAGAAGAGGCCCUGCGGCCCGGGUGAACAUGGCCAAAGGGUCGAAUGGCGAAAAUGGAAGCAACAGAAGAAAGAGGAGAAAAAGAAGUGGAAGGACCUCAAGCUGAUGAAAAAACUGGAGCGGCAGCGGGCCCAGGAAGAACGGGCAAAGCGCCAGCAGGAAGAAGAGGCUGCUGCACAGAGGGAGGACCAGGGUCGGCCUUACACCCUGAGCGUGGCCCUGCCGGGCUCCAUCCUGGACAACGCCCAGUCACCGGAGCUUCGUACCUACCUGGCUGGCCAGAUUGCCAGAGCCUGCACCAUCUUCUGUGUGGAUGAGAUUGUGGUGUUCGAUGAAGAAGGCCAAGAUGCCAAGACUGUGGAGGGUGAAUUCAGGGGCGUUGGCAAGAAGGGGCAGGCGUGCGUGCAGCUGGCCCGGAUCCUGCAGUACCUGGAGUGUCCGCAGUACCUAAGAAAGGCGUUCUUCCCCAAGCACCAGGAUCUCCAGUUUGCAGGGCUUCUGAACCCCUUGGACAGCCCUCACCACAUGCGUCAGGAUGAGGAAUCCGAGUUCAGAGAAGGCAUCGUGGUGGACCGGCCCACCCGGCCAGGCCACGGGUCCUUUGUCAACUGUGGCAUGAAGAAGGAGGUGAAGAUUGACAAGAACUUGGAGCCUGGACUUCGGGUGACCGUGCAGCUGAACCAGAAGCAGCUCCCAGAAAGCAAGACCUACCGGGGCAAAGUCGUGUCUUCGCAGGACCCUCGCACCAAAGCUGGUCUCUACUGGGGCUACACAGUCCGGCUGGCUUCCUGCCUCAGUGCCGUGUUUGCUGAGGCUCCCUUCCAGGACGGGUAUGACCUGACCAUCGGGACAUCAGAGAGAGGCUCAGAUGUGGCGUCUGCCCAGCUUCCCAGCUUCAGGCAUGCUCUCGUGGUGUUCGGGGGCCUCCAGGGGCUGGAAGCUGGAGUGGACGCAGACCCCAACCUGGAGGUGGCUGAACCCAGCGUCCUCUUUGAUCUGUAUGUCAACACGUGCCCCGGCCAGGGCAGCCGCACCAUCCGCACGGAGGAAGCCAUCCUCAUUUCCCUGGCCGCCCUGCAGCCUGGCCUCACCCAGGCGGGAGCCCGUCAGGCCUACGACAGCAAAGCAGCAGCAGGGGAGCCAGAGGUUCCUGGGGUUCCCCCGGGACAGACACAGCCAUGACUCGUCUCCAGAAAUCACCACCUUUAAUGCAGCCCCACCCCCGCAGUCUGGCAGGGCUGUGGCCUUCACUUGCUGCCUGCAGUGACGGCCUUUAGGCUGCCUGCCCGUGCCAGAAUAUUUGGCACGAAGAGCAGCCCCGAAGCCCGCUCAAUGCUCUCGAUGGGCACCAGGAAGCGCUCCAGCGGAACCGCCUCGUCCACAGGAGCGUUGGGCAUCACAUAGGAGCGGAGUUCGAUUUGCCCGCCUGCGGCCUCCAGGAUCAGCACCUUGAAGAAGUGGGUGGGCACCGCCACGUGGUUCUUCCCGAUGACCUGAUACUUCACAUAGGACUUCCCGUCAGCCUCCGUCCUGCGGGCAGAGCCGGGCACACAUGGCUUUUCAGGGCUCCCAGGGCGUCUGGUCGGACCCACGGCUGCUGCCCUGACCUGACUUCCAACUUGUGUCAGCCUGUAGG